AACAUGCUUCGGUAUGGUCGUACUUUAAGCAAAUAACGAUAUAACAAGCAAUACGAAAAUUCGAAAACAGAUCCCGCCAAUCCAAAAAUUCAACGGGACUUCUAACUGACCAACGAAAUAUAUUCGGUUGAAAAUGCGAAAAUGAAAUAGACUGAAUUGAAAUAAACGAUAAAUCGGAUUGUACGUGAUAGUGUUUUGAAUUGAGGAUCGACCAAAAACGGUUUGCUAGUGCGUUAAGUUCAUUGAAUCGAAAGACACUUUAUUACCCUCUGAUAUGUGUGCGUCAGAUCUAUUUUCCGGUCAAUGGUAAAGAGUGUGUGUUUGAGAGAGAGAGAGGGGAAAGAGUUCGAGUAUCAAAUCGAAUGUAGUAUUUCUGGUGCAAAACCGAAAAUCAUAUUAGAUGCUCACAUCAAAAUACAUAAACGUUUUUACCGAGAAACCAAAUCAGCAAUAAAAAACGAAACUUUUUGGCUAUGAUUUAGUAGCAAGUGUGAAACGAUUCGAUUUCGAGCUAUGUGACCAAAUAAAAUGGAAUUUCAUUUCUCGACAUUUGACUAAAGUACACAUUGAAUACAUAGUCGAAAUCGCACACCCAUUUCCAAACUACAAAUAAUAAUUAUCAACGAAGCCAACGAAUUGAAAGAAUAAACGCUGAACGGAAAACUAAGAAAGUUUUAAACUGACGACAAACGGAAGUUCCAACAGAAAACUACGAAUUUAUUCCAAUUGCUAUCGAACCUUUCUGCUGUUUUCGCUGUUAAUUUGAUGGGUAACAAAUAUUGGUAGUUUUCGGAAGUGGUACGGUGCACCGGGCAAUGGAAUUUCAACAGUUUCAUAACUAAUGCGCUCGCGUACAAUCCAACAUACUUUUAUUGAAGUGAGAUAGUGAAACCAAUUUAUUCAAUACUUUCAGUUGCUUUCGAUUUAAUCACAUACACACACACGCGCGCGCCUUCGCUUUACCAUUAUCGGAUGUGUCACAAAAUUUUUGUGCAACGGACAUUGGUCAGUCACUUCAGUUAAUAAUUUUGGUAGUGGCUUGAAAUCAUGUGAAUUUCACAUACACUAUAUAGGCUACGUACCACGGCACAUCAUUGCCAAUACUAAAAUUUGCAAGAACACAUUCGACAUAAUACAUGCUGGUGACCGUUAUUUUGUGCUAUCGUUAUUAUAUGUAUGUGACUGAUGUAUGAAUAACCUAUAAUACGAUUAAAGCAUAACCGAAACAGUAAAAUAACGUUAGAAAAUACUACCUGCAUUCAAUCGUAAAUAGCACAGUACAUCAUGUAUUACAUGUGAUAUCACUAGACUACUGACUGAGCAAUAGACAACAGCAACACCAACGAAAAACUUAUUAAAUGAACAUAAAUCCAAGAAAGAACCAUGAAUAACGUUACGUUGAAUGGAAUUCAGUGUGACAAACACUAACGACAAUUCACCCAUUUUAUUCUGUUUAUUAAAGCCUAAAGCAAUAUUCAAACAUCGUUAUAUCACGUUCUCGCAUUUAUUUUAUCAUAGCUCAUAGAAAAUUUUGUGAGCAAGUGUGUUUGUGUGCAUGGUGGCGAGUAAUGCGGCUUUUGGCAUCGAACAGGCCAUAAUUCACUAGAGCGGCUUAAAAGCCAUAAUACUAAAUAGAAACGAUUGUACAGUGGUCAUCAAAGACAAGACAAUCGGAUUCGAAGGACCAUGAUAAAUGUAAACAAAAUCAAAUUGACUGAGCCAAACGACAAGAAAAAUGUAAUAAGCUAAGAAUCAACGUCAAUACAUCGGAAAAACAACAACAACAACAGUUUAACACAACCGCAGGAGCAAAAGUAAUAACAACAGCAAUAUGAGUAUGAGCAUAUCACUUUAACGAUUUCAAUAUAAAAGAGGAAAAGCCAAUGUCAAAGCAAAAAACCGAGACCGAAGAAAUGCUGAUGCCAGAUUUAAUGCUUACGAUAUUAUUACAACUGCUUACAUAGACUAGAAUCAAACUACCGCACAUUUAUAACAUACAUUGUGUAUGCGAAACAUACAAAUAAAUUUUUCAUCGACUGGAGUAAGUGCGUCAAUUUUGAUGGUGUAAAAUUUUUGAUGAAAAGUGUUUGUGUGUGUUUGAGUACGUUGUGACAGUUUUUCGGUCAACUUAAAUAUAGUUAAGUAACUAUAGCGGUGCAAGAGCGUGCUGUGCUGUCAUUGCUAUUUAUUCGGUGGUGUUAAAAAUAACGACAAUAAUUUUAUUGGAUUAGAAAAUUAUGGAAUCAACAAAUCGACGACGAAGACGGCAAAAAGGCUAUCCAUGUAAUGCACUUCGCUUACUUAUCCGUUUGUGGGGUAUCAUAACGAGCACUGUUCUAAUUGGAGUUGGAAUAGAUAUUGAAUAUCAUGGUAAACCAGCCGGAAUAUAUUUAAUUUUUGCUUCAAUUGUGGUUUUCAUUCUGGAAACAAAAUGGGUUCUCACCCUGUUCGUUGAUUUGCUAAGUGGCGGAAAUGAUGCGGCCGCAUAUUGUUCGUGCUGUAGGCGAAUAAAUAAUUUUUUAAGUGGAUGGAGAUUGUCACCGUUCUACAUAUCCCUAGGCGUUGCACUGUUGAUGUGGCCGAAUUCAUUAUGGCUAAGCUCCGUUGUGGGUAUCCAAUUGCUCGUUUUGGCCAUUCUGCGACUUUUCACCGUUUUUCGUUACCAAAGUAAUACGAUUAAGUGUGAAAGUCUCCUACAAAAACAGCCCACCAAUCGUGAAUAUUUCGAAAAGUUAGAUAACGUUUCAGAUGUUAUAGAUGAUAGUAUGCCAGCACAUGGUCGGACACUGGACGGAGAUGAGCUCAUCGACGAUGUUUAACGGCACAUCGUUUCUCUCGUAUAUGUCUAUAUCAACGGUGUAUCCAAAAUAGCGGUAUAUUCGAAAAAACAAGCAUCAUCGGUAUAUUCAAAUGAAUAAAAGAGAGAAUAAAACACAAAAAGCGUGACAAUAAUUUCUACGUCUAAGUUGGAAUGGUUUACGAUGGCGCGAAAAGUGCGUGAAUCACAAAGGAUUGCUAAAGCUUAAACAUACAAAAGGGGUUUUGGAUUGGGUUUUUUUUUACGUUGAUCUGAUUUUAUUUUUUUUCAUUCUGUAUUCAGGUUACGGUAAAUAGAAGCAUAAAAAUGGCUUAGCAUUACAUUAAGCUUAGUUAAUUAAUGUUGAAUGUUCAAAGUUGGAUGGCAAACGAUUGAAGAAUCUCAACAUGUUUGCGUUAACAAAAAAGAAUCCUAUUCAAUAUACAUACAAUAUCACACCAUUUCACUAUAUAUAUAUACAUUCGGGUGUUACCGUUUUUUUUUUUCAAAACAAAUUACAGGUGGCAGUGAAAAAAUUGGCAAUACAGUGGUCUUAUGUAAAACCAAUCAACCAAUGAAAUGGGAUUUAAAUGAGUUUCUAUAAUUCCACCAUUCCAAUAACAUUUGUUCGAGAAAAUUAUUAUGGAAACUUGAACAUUUUUUUCUUGUUAUAUUAAAGAAUUUUCCUUGAAACACAAUUUAUCCGAGAAAUUAAAAGAAUUUUAUUCGAUUUUAGAAGUUGGACUGUAGGAAAUUUAUUGUAAAAAAACUGCAUAAAUACUUUUGGUUCGUUGUAAUAUUUAUAUUUGUUUUUGAAUUUAAACUUUCUAAAUGAACAUCGUCAGUAUCUUACAACCAAUCGAAUAGUCUUUCUUUGAUUAAUUGUCUUGUUUUUCGGGGGGACGAAUAAGUAUUGAAAUAUCAAAAAUACCGACGAGUAUUAAAAUAUGAUCGAAAGUAGCGAAAAAAUAAAAGUUAAGAAUUUCAAAAAACAUGGACAAAAACAAAACAAUUUAAACAUUUUAAGUGAAAGAAAUUGUCUUUUUCACCCCUCCACCCAGGUUUGUACCUGUUGUUUGUACUUUUCGUCAUAUUUUAAUACUUAUAGUACUAGUUAACUUUGUCCCAUUCAGUGUAUCGUACAGCAAAAAUGUCAUAUACUUUCGCUUGAGUUUUUGAAUAAAUCUGUGUAGCACCCUAUAUACUUUAUACCUGUAUGGAACCCAAUGAAAUAAUUUAUCUUAAUUGUUAUUCUGUGCUAUACAUUUAGUAACGUUGUUUUAAACUUUUUUACCGUGUUUUCGACAUACAUAAGCACUUCCGAAACUUUCAAAUCAAAUCUAUAUAUGGUGGCACAAACCGAAACCAAAGCCAAAACCAAAAUCUUUUUUUUUUCAGCUAUCUUAUUAUUUUAACAUAUUUCUUUUUUUUCUUAUUAGUUUUCUUUUUUUUUGUUGGAGGGUAAAUUAAAAGAAAAAAAACCAAUCUUCUGCUUUGCAAUGUAGCUAAGAUUUCUUAUUGUCCCACGCUAUCAGAAAGUGUUUUGAACAAAAACGAAUCAAAACAAAAAUGCUAAUCUAAACAGGAGAAUCCAAUUAAUUUUAAUUUUGAUGGAGAGUCGUGCCUUAUGAAAAUACAAAUAAAAUUUUUGAGAUUCCAUCUCUGUUACUCUUUUUCUCUCAGUGAGAGUGAGUCUCACUUAAAUUCUCGAAACAUUCACUAACCAAAAUUAAAUGGAAACAAAAACCCAUUUGAAACUUUAUGUAAUGAAACAUAAACUCCCUUGUCUUAAAUACGCAUAAAACUAUAUACAUAUAUAUCUGUUGAAUAACUUAUGCGAAGAGAGGAAAAGAGCAUUGAAUCACUAGAUAUAUAUAAAUAUAGCAGAUAUAUGCAAGAACUUCAUCACAAUGUUGAAUUUAAUUUUAGUUCAUAAAUGUUUAUGAUCAAUAUCCUUUAGAGAAAAAUUAAAAAAAAAAAAAUAAAGAAAGAAAAUAAGAAAGAAACUUCUGUAUAUAUUGUAAAUGGGACAAUUAAAAGAAGAAAAAAAUGAAAUAGAAUAAAAAGCAACCACCCUUAGUGAUAACACAUUAGCAUAAAUGUAAUUUCAAAGAUAAUUGUUUGGAAAUGGAUUUAUUUAUAGCUUUAAGUGUAAAACAGACAAAGUGUGAAACAAUUGAUGAAUUGUUUUCAUCAAGUAAAUAAAUAGAAUUAAAAACAAAAGAUGCACAUCAACCAUUUAGAAAUCUCAUCUCAACGAUAUAUACUGUAUGUAUAAAUAAAUACGAAAUAGAUUUUCAUUUCUUAUCCACUCGUUCUAUCGACGAAACACUAUAACUAUAGUAUAUAUACAUAUGAAAGAUGGUAAAGUUUAUUUAUAGUUUAAAUAGAGGCGACCAUGGGUCGAACUCAACUUCUUCAAAGUCAACAACAAACACAUAUACAACACAAAACUAAUGGUCAAUACUUACUCAUAUUUUUUGUUCGUUAAUAUUAUUGUAAAAGUUUGAAACUAUACUCAC
This is a messenger RNA of Contarinia nasturtii (swede midge), 5319 nucleotides long. RefSeq lists its product as uncharacterized. Lineage: Eukaryota; Metazoa; Arthropoda; Insecta; Diptera; Cecidomyiidae. The transcript is spliced from 6 exons. Bases 2238 to 2819 code for a protein of 193 amino acids. The record is from RefSeq and is a predicted model, not a curated record.